Cephus cinctus (wheat stem sawfly) is the source of this 7308-nucleotide messenger RNA. RefSeq names its product serine/threonine-protein kinase D3 (gene PKD). The transcript has 14 exons. Gene Ontology annotation, molecular function: ATP binding; protein serine/threonine kinase activity. Lineage: Eukaryota; Metazoa; Arthropoda; Insecta; Hymenoptera; Cephidae. Gene Ontology annotation, biological process: protein phosphorylation. The record is from RefSeq and is a predicted model, not a curated record. Bases 855 to 3416 code for a protein of 853 amino acids.
CUAGCAUAGAUAUUCGGAACCAACAUUCCUGUUAAAGUUUAAAUAAAUUAUCGUGACUUAUCAGAUACAUAACGGGAUGAUCAUAUCGACAAGAAGGGAGUGCAAUAUAUGCAGUGCUUCUUAAAAGAAGUAUAUACCUAUACACAAUACUCUGACCAUAGGGGAAGCACUGGCCGUUUAGGCGCGACCAUCCUGAACUCAGGAAUGUCCAGUGGGUGAGCAGAAGUUUUGCGAGUAACGCUCCCAGACACGUCGUACAUUGCUACCAGAGAGCAAGGUGGGUCGGGCUCCGUGAGAUAACUGUAAAAUUCUUACAUUGGCCAUCUAUGUGUGUCAGAGUACUUUUGACGCAGCCAGUAUUACCUCUACGACCGCAUGCAUCGUUACCGUCGUCACUAACUCCUGGAUACAAUAGUGAAGCAAAUCAUUUAAAAUACAGAACAUACGUGACAUCGUAAAGCCGGCACGAUCGGUAGUGACUUUAGUGUGCAUGCGUAAUCUGCAUGCAAUUAUUUAAUUACACCAAAUAUACAUAUAUUACUUCUCAAAGCAAAUCAGCCUGGAAAUAAAUAAUCGUGACGCCUUCAUCUGUAUUAUCUCUUGGGAUGUUUAUUCUGGUAGCCUCCACGCGAGUUUUUAAAAUCAACUACGUUGCUUAUUCUCUUUUAAUUAAUUGCCUCGGGCAUCGCGUUCAACUUAUUUUUUGAGAUUUUGUAAAAAAAAAGUCGUUGCUUUGCUGUGUAAAGUUACCUGUUAAAAAAAAUUCAACGGACGUGACUGUCAUCGUGUAACCAGGAACUACAGUGGCAAUUAUAAUAAAACGGAUUUAAAGGUAUAUUAAAAUCUUUACAAAAAUGAAACGACACAGAAAUAAAGCACAGCGUUGGUAUAAGAAAGUGGACUGGACUCAGGUAAUCAUGGAGGGACCAGAGGUCACGUUCCUCUUUCAAUUUGGAUUAAUUCGUGAUACUGUUACGGUUGAAGCCAGUGCUUUGACAUUGAAAGCCCUCAAAGAUUUUGCCUGUGAUUUUAUCAACACCAAGUGUCCCGAUCAUGGCUUGAGUCAGCUCAACGAAAGAUUACUGUUGUUCAAGCAUGAUUAUAACUCAACAAAUAUACUACAGCUCAUUACAAAUGCCACUGAAGUGGUUGAUGAAACGUUAGUGGAGAUUGUACUCACAGCUCAAGUGCCAAGUGAAGAAGUUCCCAUACGUCCCCAUGCUCUAACAGUUCAUUCGUAUAAAGCACCAGCAUUUUGCGACUUUUGUGGUGAGAUGUUAUUUGGCCUUGUCCGACAAGGACUAAAAUGUGAAGGAUGUGGUAUGAACUAUCACAAACGUUGCGUAAUCAAAAUACCAAACAAUUGUUCGCAAGAUGCAAAUCAGAGAAGACGGAGUUCAACCCUCUUGCAUGUGCCACGGUCACCAAGUCAGGGUUCAACCAGUAGUUUGGCAAGUGCCAGUGAUGACAAUAAUACAAAUCACAGUGCUAGCAACGUUUUUAAUGCAAGCCAGAGUAAUAGUACAUUGGCGAUUCCAAGCAUAGUAACCCCAAAGCAAUCACGAUCUCCAUCACUAGGCGGUCGACCUGUCUGGGUAGAACGUGAAAUAGCCACACGCAUUAAAAUUCCACACACUUUUGUCGUUCAUACAUAUACACGGCCGACAGUUUGCGGCCUCUGUAAGAAAUUAUUGCGUGGCCUCUUUAAACAAGGUCUACAGUGCAAGGAUUGCCAAUAUAAUGCGCAUAAAAAAUGUAUUGACAAAAUUCCAAAGGAUUGCACUGGCGAGAAUCCAAAAGACAGUGCAGGCAACGAAUAUCCUGACAGUGGUGUUGGCAGUGAAUCCGAAGGACGGUAUGAUGGAAGAAAUGAAGAAGGUGAUGGUGACAGCGAUGCUGAAUCUCCUCCGCCUCCAUCCCAUUCGACACACGAGACAGAUGGAAGUAACCUCAACGGAGGAUAUACUGACCUCAUUCCAAGCCAUGACGACGUCUCCUCCGAUGAGUUUAAAAAGUCAAGAACCUCCAGCUCAUCGCCAAGCAAUAACAUCCCACUAAUGCGCAUAGUUCAGAGCGUCAAGCACACAAAACGGCGCGGUUCCAAAGUCCUUAAGGAAGGCUGGAUGGUACAUUUCACAAGUCGUGAUCCAGUCAGAAAGAGACAUUAUUGGAGGCUCGAUACAAAGGCUAUCACAUUGUUCCAAAGUGACAGCGGAUCAAAGUAUUACAAAGAAAUUCCAUUAUCUGAAAUAUUAGUUGUUGAAACAGCCAAAGUUCCAUAUUCUCAUACAAUGCACUGCUUCGAGCUAAGAACAGCCAAUGUAGAUUAUUACGUUGGAGAGGAUCCACUAUACGGUGAUGUAGGUGGGCAGCUUCCGCCUCCGGAAAGUGGCGUCGGGGCGUACAUAGCUAGAACUUGGGAAACAAGUAUCCGUCAAGCACUGAUGCCCGUCACUUCCGGUUCAGCGAAUCAAGAACAGUCAACAGAACCGGAAGAGCGAAUAACAGAUAUGUCCCAGCUGUAUCAAAUAUUUCCGGAUGAGGUUUUGGGUUCUGGACAGUUUGGAAUAGUUUAUGGCGGAGUGCAUAGAAAAACUGGACGCGCAGUGGCAAUAAAAGUCAUCGACAAAUUACGUUUUCCUACGAAACAAGAAGCACAGUUGAAGAACGAAGUAGCUAUCUUGCAAAAUUUAUCUCACAGCGGCGUUGUCAACUUAGAGCGGAUGUUCGAGACGCCCGAACGGAUAUUUGUCGUGAUGGAAAAACUAAAAGGAGACAUGUUGGAGAUGAUUUUGAAUUCUGAGAAAGGACGUCUCAGUGAAAGAAUUACAAAAUUCCUUAUAACGCAAAUAUUAGUUGCCCUGAAACAUCUCCAUAGCAAGAACAUCGUACACUGCGACCUGAAGCCAGAGAACGUUUUACUAAGUAGCAAUAGCGACUUCACCCAGGUGAAGCUCUGCGAUUUUGGCUUUGCCAGGAUAAUUGGCGAGAAAAGCUUUCGUAGAAGCGUUGUAGGUACACCGGCGUACCUGGCACCGGAAGUCCUGAGGAAUAAAGGGUACAAUAGGUCAUUAGAUAUGUGGAGCGUUGGCGUAAUCGUGUACGUAUCCUUAAGCGGUACGUUUCCUUUCAACGAGGAUGAGGAUAUCAAUGAACAAAUUCAAAAUGCCGCCUUUAUGUAUCCUCCUAAUCCGUGGAAAGAGAUUUCAUCUGAUGCUAUAGAUCUGAUUAAUAAUUUACUACAAGUCAAACAGAGGAAACGAUACACAGUCGACAAGAGCUUGCAGCAUGUUUGGUUACAAGAUUAUCAAACAUGGUGCGAUCUUCGCGAACUCGAGUCUCAGGUUGGCUGUCGUUAUUUGACUCAUGAAAGCGAUGACGCUCGCUGGAUGACGUUUGCUGGUCAACGCGCAUGACAUAACUUUCCGGCGAGUAGAAAUAUUGAGUCAUCCUCGACGCCGACUCCACUGCAUAAAGGAUGGCCACGCAGUGCACGUGCUACUUUACGACGCUUCAUUCGCGCCUGACGAAUUCUUUGAGUCGCGACGUAUUCUUUGCGUCAUGACGCAAAUUCAUCUCUUUACUAUCCUGCCUAUUCGAUUUUUCGAUAUUCGGCUGUCAGGAUUUACUGUCUACUUACGUGUCUUUCAAAUUACUUAUAUUUUGGGGACGUGCAAUUUUUUUAAAUGACUCCUUCAUAAUUUCGAAACCGUUUGCUACUCUUAUCAAACUGAUACAGAUUUUUGGUAUUGGUAAAAACUAUUUGUUCGAUCAUCUUUAGCGGUUUUUGUAUACUUUUCGUCUUUAAAAGAGCACAAUAGUAUUACGUCUUACUGUCGAAUUCAGUAGUUUACGCUCAGUGAAUUUUCAAGUAAUACUUUCUUUAAUCUGCGACAAUUUUAAUCCACUGUCUAUAUCUUUCUAAAAUAUCAGAACUCAUCAGGAAUGAAUUCCGAUACUAAUUUCGUCAAAUGGAAGACACUUGUAUUUGCAUAUUACAAUUUUUUUAAAUUAAGGGAUAAGUUUUAAUUAUAUGUACGUUUAUUAAUAACGCAUAGACGCAUACAUAACAAAAAUACGUAUAUACGUACGUAUAAAAUACGAUCUGGGAUAAAAAGUACGUUUCAAUCAAUUUUAUUAGAAAUGCUCGUUAUUAUGGACGCUGUAAUCGUAGAUUAGGGCGUUUAAUUACUUUUUAUAUAUCUCAUUAUGUUACAGAAACAUAAGUUGUGACCUGGUUGUGGGAUCUGAUUAAUUAUAAUUUUUAUUAUUAUUAUUAUUAUUAUUAUUAUUAUCAUCUCAGGCGUGAUCAAGCCGAUUUGACACGAAUCAAUAUUAUAUAAUAUUAAUAUUCGUGGAACAAAAAGUAAUUUACUUGGCCACUGAGAAUUAUACUUGAUAUUAUUUAACGUUAAUGAUAUUAUUUAAUGCAUCGCAACAUUCUAUUUAACGUGGCCUUCUUGGAGAAGGUUUAUAAAGUUUAUCUUACUUAUUGUUUCCGAAAUUAUUUUUUUAAUACAGUUAAGUCAUCUGUUUUUGUCCUAAUCACGUGUGUGUCUGCGCGACGAAGUUUCGUUCUAUUGAUUUAGAUCCGAGACAAAUUGGAAUGCAGAUUCAUUAACAAAAUAUUCAUUAAUCUUAUUAGUUUCAAACUAUAUUUUUAUUUUUAUUGUAAAACCAAAUGCGCUUACCUUAUUUACACGCUUUUAUAAUUUUGAAAUUUUGGUCAUGUAUAUUAUAUGUAUAUUCAUGUGAAUGCUAUAGAAUUAUUCAUGUGAAUAUAUAUAUAUAUCUUCGCAUUGUUCUCCUGUCUCGAUAAAAAUUGUAUUUCUGUGCUCGUGAUUUACACUGAAAAAUACUCAUUAUAAAUAUAUUUUUAAAAAUUUACCAUAUGCACGUCCAUGAAAACAAACAAGAGAAUUGUAUAAUAUUUACGUUUCGCUUAAGUUUACUUCUCGCGAAGAUGAAAUGGCCGUGAAUGUUUAAAGAAACAAGAAACAAUGAAAAUUGAGAGAGUAAUCAAAGAAGUAUUUCUUCUCACUCGUCUAAUUAAAGUCGUACGAAAGUUCGAUUUUUAUAAUUGACGUAAUUCAAGAUUUUAUCCAUUCCAAUUAUUAUGAUAGUUUCGACCAUCACUUUGUAUCUACGAGGUUGAUAUACGGCACUUAUAAUUAUUAUAAUUGCUAUAGUAAUUAUUUAUACAGCUCAGCUUUAUUCCUACAAUUUAAUCAAACUCUAUUCUGCUUUCUUUCUGUAUAAAGAUUUUUGAUAAAUUAGAAAGUACAAUAAUGGACGAUCCACGAACGAUCUGAAUUACUGUCGGACAAAUUCGUAAUUAGAUAUGUACAUACGUGCACCCUGUUACUGGUUUAUCGCUCACUCAAUUUCGUCUGUAUAAUCGAAAAAGGAAAAAAGUGGGUACGCAGUAAAUAAAAGGAAAGAGAAAGAAAUGGCACGCGAUAAAAGAAGGAAAAAGCCGAGAGUGCGUAUAUAAAGUAAAUUGUGCCAAAUAUCAACGAGUCUGCUUUUAACUCAUAACGCUAGUUCCUGGUAAAUACCUGUAAUUUUGCGAACUCGUAACAUUCCAAAAGCUUUUUAAAAAUGUCACGAAAAAAGAUUACGACAUAAUUUCUCGAGAGUUUUAUAUUGAAUUCCAAUUGGCAUUUCCUUUUAUUUACUCGCUUCACUUGUACAAAUUAAACUUGACGUCUUUGUAUAUUCAAAUUGAAUUAUGCGCCUUAAUGCUACGUCAUGUGUCAUAAUAUCUCUUUAAUCGACUGUACGCUGGCUGCCAUUUUAGCUUAAUUGUUCGAAUAUUCCGUAACGUGUAUUUUAUGUCGAUGGCGCUUUUUAAAUGUUCGCGGAUUCUUUGUUACGUCCAUUGUUAAUUACGUAUAAAUACGUAUCUCAUAUUAUUACAUAGGUAUACUUAUCCAGAUCGCAUUAUAGGAUCGUCUUUUCGUCCAUGGAGACUUCGCACGAUUAGCUUCUUUUAAUUUUUUCGCCCGUUUUCCGUUGAUCUUACAUGGAAAUUCUUUCACUUUACUCUAUGAAGAAACAGAGAGAGAACUCGAUUGAAUGUUGAAUAUUUAUCAUGUGUUCAAAACUGGCGAUAACGACUUUUACAGGUAACUUAUCUAAAUAUUCAAAUAUAUCGACUUUCAACGCGUUUUCAUCCCUCUUUAGAAUGAUGCAAGUUACGUGCAUUAUAUAGAAACAUCCGAACGUUAAUGGUUAACUUUAUAACAUACGGAUCCACCGUGAUGAAACGAAUGCUAAUUCUAUGAAAUAUUUAAGGAGGUAUCCACUAUUUUUUUUCUCGUCUUUGACUUUAUCUUAUCUUAUAAUCUUUCAUAAAUUAUUAAGAACUAUACGCGUAUACACGAGUUAGCCUACAUUGCAGGAAACUACAUUUCAUCGCAUCUUUGUAUCUGCCUUAUCAAUUUAAGAUAAAACAAAGUGAAACAAGAGCAUGUCGUCGUGCUGAAGUUAACUAUUGGCAGACUUUGAUAAUUACGACAAUGAAGAAUAAGCAAGGAAAACAAGAAGUUUAUAUAGGUAUAUAAUGAAAAAUGAUUAUGUUUUUCGACGGAUCUGUUAUCAUCGCCAUCGACAACACUAAAUUAUAUCUUUGAGAGCUCUUGACGUUACAAAUUUUUUAAACUGAUCGAUAUAUCAAAUAUUUAAUAUAUUAUAUUCUCUAACUGUAUUAACGCUUAAAAAAGUAAGAACCAAUUUGACGGUAAACGAUAAUAAUUAUAGCAUCUAUAAUAGUAACCGGUCGACAAAAUAGUAAAUAAAAUAUAUAUACAUACGUAUAAAAACGGGCCUAAGAAAAGGAAGUAUUAAAGAAAAAAUUAAGUCGGCUGGUUUCAUAAAAUUCAGAAUUUUUUGCUUUUCCAUAUAUAUCCCAGUAAACAAUGUCAUAACAGUUACAUAUUCACAAUGUUAAAACGUCACGUUAAGGGAUAUAACAGUUGCAAAAUACCUGACGUGCAUAACUAUUAUGUCACCGAGUUUGAAACUGUUAUUUAUUGUUUGUUGAGAUAUAUAUAUAUAUAUAUAUAUUUAUUUCACAUAUAUUACAUAUAUUUCUACAUAUUUCUUUGCUAUAUGUAUAAGAGUAUAUGUAUAAAGGUCUAUGGUUGAUAUCGUUGAAUCGCUAUGUAGGAAUUUGCGUGUUGCUUAACAUUAACAGUAUUAUUAAAAGGUUGUUACAAAGCAUAUAAAUAUUGAGAUACACCUGUACUCCUUUUUAUUGUAAGGGCACAACGUAUUAAUAAAAAAAAAAACAUUUUUUACUCUCAA